Molecule: messenger RNA, 5525 nt
Organism: Phoenix dactylifera (date palm)
Lineage: Eukaryota; Viridiplantae; Streptophyta; Magnoliopsida; Arecales; Arecaceae
Molecular function (GO): protein binding
Source: RefSeq, a predicted model, not a curated record
UACUUGGUGUUGAAUUAUAUCAGGUUUGAGUUAUUUCUUGUGUCAGUUGGGGGGACUUGGUGGUGGCCACACUGUUUUUUGUAUUAGGGAACCUGGGUGCUAUCUUUGAACCAACUUCAGAAUGCCUACCACAUGUUCACUAGGUCUGGAAUUAUGGUCUGCACUUUGAAACUCUAAAAGUAGAAUGAAUCAUCAAAUUAGCAUAUUUCAGGAUUACAUUGUAUAGCAGAAGUUGAUUAUUUAUCUCAUCUAUUAUUCAUGAACAGGAAAGGUCAGUCUCGGACAUAGGUUAUAUUGUCUGUUGGAUAUAUAAUUGCUUAGAAUUUAUUUGAUCUAAGAUUCCUUUUUGGAGAAAGAGUUUGUCUGGUUGGCCGUAGAUGUAAAUCUUUUCAUUCAUACAGCUAUGGUCUUUUUAUAAGGGCUAUGCUUCCCCUGGAAUCCUAUCUAUUGUCUCAAGUUGCAUGGACUCUUGGGUGGACUACUUUAGUACAAUAUAGAGGUGCAUGGGAAUUGAACAAAUAAGGAGUGGAAGAUAUUCCUAUACUUUGGAUGCAAAUUAAGCUAAACUGAAAAUUGGAUGAGAGUAGGGAGAGAGGGUAACUCUAGAAUCAACUUCAAAGAGCUUAGUGGUGUUCUCAAUUCAUACCUAUGGGAUGGCUAUCCGUACCUUAUAUCUCUUCUCUUUACCUUUGCAUUACUGGUUAGACUAAUUCAAGGUAUUAGUGAUUUGGAUCUAUUACCUUGUUUUUAGGAGGGUGAGGUUGGAUUACUGUGAGUUUGCAGGUUUAAGAUUUGUGAUUUGGUUUGGAUAUGAUCUUUUUAAUAAUUUGUUUUGGGUCAGAUAUCUAGACCCAUAAUUUUCAAAUAAUAUUUGCGGGUCAAGUUGAUUUCAUUCAUAAUAGAUUGGGUUGGGUCAAAUUAUAUAAGAUUUAGAGUAAAUAACACCAACUCUGCUCGAAGUUUGGGGUAUUAUUGAUUUCUACUCAACAUUUCGUAAAUAUGCGAUGUCCACUCUAAAUCCAUUAAGGUAGGUGAUGAUGUUAUUUUUUAUUAUGUUUUGGCAGGUUCUUUCAGCUUGCCUUGGGACCUCCAUUCCUUAUCAAUAAUAAAAAUACAACAAAUAACAUGAACCAAAUACAAAAGGAAAAAUAAUAGCUUGUUUUUGUUCUUCAAAGACCAGAAUCUGAUAGACUGCUUUUGAUCUUGAAUGAUUAUAACUGCUCAAAGCAGCCAUGCUUUUGCUCUUCAAAGAUUAUAAUCUGCUGGAGGCAGCCAAGUGACCUCGGUACUUGAAGUGCUGCUCCUUGUUGUUAAUAAUAAAUUCAGCAUCAUUUAUGGUAAAGUUAACUUCUUUAUAUUAUUGAUUGUAAACAAGUAUAAUGAUGUUGAGACUGAGUUGAUCUCCUCAUGAAUUCCCAUGUGCAAACUUCAUUUUUAGGGGGAAUAAAUUAAUGCCCAUAAGGUUGGGCAUGUAUAAGGGGUUAUUUGUGCAUGGGAUGUAUAUAUCUGAAAUGUUGAAUGGGAAUCUGUAAUUCUUCCAAACGUAGAGGGGGUCAGUGUAAUUUACUCUAGGAUUUAUAUCCAAACUGAUUGGAAUUUGGAUCCUGGUUUAGGAUUAUGCCAUGCCCAUGGUUCUUUAGUUACUGAUUGCUUUUGCAAUUCCGUAGCAGAUGUAUGGUAGGAUGCAUGACUAUUUUCUGCACUGAAUCGGAAGUCUGCAUGAGUGUUUCUCCAUCAUUGUCUAGUAUUUCAUUGUUAACUCCAAGCACUUGCUACAUUGAACGUUUCAAUUUGGACGGUUGAUUUCUAAGCUCGCCCUAGUUCAAACAUUAUAAUGGCUUACCUGUGUAAGUAUAACCCUUGCAUCUUGGCCUACCCUUGUUGAUAGCUUUAGGAGUAAGAUACAGGAAUAUAUGAAGAUCUACUUUAGGUUUUGCGAAGAGGGUUUGUUCCUAUAACCAAGUCUAGAUUUGAUUAAACUAACUGAAAAUGUUUGACUAAAAGGAGAAGUCGAUGCAGCUUCAAUUAGAACUGGCAAACAAUAGAGAGUUGGUUCUAUGAAUGCCUCCACCUCUAGAAAUUAGGUCUAGGGACCCAAUUUUCAUGGACAAUCAGGGACUCUAGUCUAAAAUUAUGUAUUUAGAUAUAGAUCAAGAAGUUCAUCUUUUUCAGUCGUCGUUUAUUUUGUGUCGUGUAGAAUGGUAGAAGCUGAGUCCAUUCUGUGAGUACAUUCAUCGUCAUUACUUUCCGAUCCUUCGAAUUUUUGAAAGCAAUUACCGCAGGGAAUCAAGUAAAAAUUUCAACGCACUUCAUUUUAAAAAUAAGAUUAAGUAGAUCUUAUUUCCUAGGUUUCCAAUAAACUAUAAACAAGGUGCUUGCCUUGCUAAAUAAUCCAUGCAUUGACUCCUAUACUAGUGCUCCUUCUUAGAGGUUGCCAGUCAAGGAAAAGGGCAGAACAAAUUCCCUAUAUAUUUUUAAAAUAUGUACGUCAUUAUCAACCACUCUAGUUGCUCAGAGACUUGUUCAAAGUCUUCAAGUGCAUCAUGAUCUUUCCAUUCGCAAGGUCAUACAAACAAGAAUUUUUAGUGCUUCUUUCAAACACUGAGGAAAGUAAUGCCUCGGAUUUGAAAAUUGUGUUCUUGAUGGAAACCAACCCAAGACCCAAUCCAACUACCCUUUUUUUGCCAUUGACCAUUGACUCAAUGAACCCAAAGUUCAUUCAUGCCUCUCCCUCCUCUCUAAAAAUAUAUAUGCCAACUCUCCCUCCACCAGAAAGUGAGCUUUGCUCAAAAGAAAACAGCAGUAAAAAAAAGAAGAAGAAGACACCAAUGGCUGGUGCUGGAAGAGCACUUGGCUAUUCUUUUAUCAUCUUCCUCGCUCUUCUCUCGCACCACUCUUUUCUAUCCUGUCCCCUGGAUCACAAAGAAGCUCUCCUCCAAUUCAAAUCCAUGAUUAUUGGAAAGCCCAAGAAGAAUUCCUCCGCGGAGAUACCUUUCUUCAGUUUCGACUUAUGGAUUCCGGGCUCCGACUGCUGCACUUGGGAGGGAGUGGCCUGCGAUCACCGAUCAACUCUGCGGCCUGUGACCGAGCUUAGUCUCUCCGCCUUCGUCCCCCUGACACACCCCGCAACCUCCAUGGCUCUCUCCCCUCUCUUCAGCAUCAAGACGCUGACCUUCCUCGAUGUCUCGCAGAAUUCACUGCUUGGAGAGAUCCCGGAAGAUGGGAUGGCUGAUUUGGCCAGCCUGAGUUAUCUUGACAUGAGCUCCAACGAGCUAAAUGGUUCCAUUCCUUCUCAAAUCCUUGGCCUCAGGAACCUCCAGUAUCUGGACUUGAGCAGCAACCAACUCACUGGGACUCUCAGCAGCAAUGUUGGUAGCCUCGUAAAGCUUGAGAUGCUCAACUUGGAGGAGAAUCUUCUCCAUGGGAACAUCCCUGCGGAUAUUGGCAAGCUAGCAAGGCUGCGGAACCUGUAUCUUAGCCAAAACCAGUUCGACGGAGAGAUCCCGGCAUCCAUCUUGCAACUGAGGGAGCUACAAGUCCUGGACUUGGGGAACAAUUCUCUCUCAUCAGCAAUUCCCGACGAGAUCGACACCUUGUUCAACCUCUCCACUCUUUCUUUGAGAGACAACAAACUCUCCGGGGCGAUCCCCGAGUCGGUUACAAGGAUGGCCAACCUCGACACCCUUCAUCUGGAUGGUAAUUCUCUCUCAGGAGUCAUCCCGCCUUCGUUGUUUGAUCUCAAGAGGUUGAAGACGCUGUUCCUUGGGAGCAACAAGCUCUCAUGGGAUAACACUGCGGAGAUAUCACCUAAAUGUCGUCUGUCGCGACUAUCCCUGAGAUCUUGUGGCCUCGUCGGCAAGAUGCCGAGCUGGCUUUCAGACCAGAAUGAUCUUGAUUUCUUAGAUCUAAGUGAGAAUCAGCUCGAGGGAGACAUUCCACAAUGGCUUGCUGAUUUGGAGCUUGGAAGUGUCAUCAUAACAGAUAACAAACUCACUGGUCCACUCCCACCUCAACUUUUCCAGUCCAAGAAUCUUUCAGUCGUCGAUCUUUCGCGAAACAAUCUAAGCGGAGAGCUGCCAAGGAACAUCGGCGAUGCACCUGCCAUCAUGAUUCUUAUGCUGAGUGGCAACAGUUUGUCGGGUCCAUUGCCUGAAUCCAUCACCAACAUAGGCCGUCUCUUGCUGAUAGACCUCUCGGACAACCACCUCGCCGGAGAUACGUUCCCAGUGUUCAGCCCAGACAGCUAUCUUGCCUAUGUAGAUCUCUCCUUCAACAAUUUCUCCGGUGAGGUGCCGACGAGCUUUGGCCCACAGAUUAGGAAGCUUGCAUUCGGAGGAAACAAGUUCUCAGGAUUGUUGCCUGAGAGCUUAGUUUACAUGAAGAAUCUCGUACAGCUUGAUCUCUCCGACAACGAUAUCACUGGUGAAUUGCCGGAGUGGCUCAGUAGAAUUCCAUUUCAAGUUCUGAAUCUGAGGAACAAUCAUUUGCAUGGGUCCAUCCCUCCGGCCUUAUCCAAUCUCGCCGGACUCCACAUCCUUGAUCUUUCUGGCAACAACUUUGAUGGUGCAAUUCCGACACAGCUGGGAAAUCUGAAUGGGAUGAUCAACACACCUACCACAUACUUUACAAUCUCUGAUCUCUUCACCUUCUUCAUCGAUCUCAAUGAUGUCAUCGUGAAUUGGAAGGGUUCCUUAAGGAGUCUGGCACGAAACAGCCUCGAUAUUUAUUCAUACUUGGACCUAUCAUGCAACUGGCUGUCUGGUGAUAUACCAAAUUCUUUAGGCAGUCUCCAAGGUCUGAAGUUGCUCAACCUUUCCUACAAUGAACUCACCGGGGAGAUUCCGGCGAGUUUUGGUGCAUUAAAGAAGCUGGAGAGCUUGGAUUUAUCGCAUAAUAAGCUUGAUGGCAGCAUACCUCAAACAUUUGUGAAGCUCAAUGAACUGACCACAUUGGAUGUAAGCAACAAUGAGCUUGCAGGUCCGAUUCCCGUCGGCGGUCAGAUGUCCACCAUGACUGAUCCAGGUUCUUAUGCUAAUAACAGCGGGUUGUGCGGGUUUCAGCUCGAGGUUCCAUGCAGUCCGCCAUCACCAGAUGAACCGAUUUCAGAGUCUACCAAUGAUGAGGGUGAGGAUGGAUGGAUCUCAUGGGAAGGCGUGCUGUUUGGGUAUGCGGCCGGCCUACUUGUGGCAAUUGCUAUUACCUACUUUCCUAUCUACUUUCGUAAAUUUCUCUGACCAGCUCCAACCAUUCUCAACGCAACCAUCCCUCCCUGCAAUGAAAGAUCUUUCUGAAAAUAUAAACAUAUGUGCUGAAGCAGCUAUCCGUUAAGGUAAUCAAAGAAAGUCAAAAAGGUUGCAGACUCAAGUGGAAGAAUUCAGAGACAUCUUCUUUUGUUUCAACCUUUGCUUUUAUUACUUCAAUAUGUAUGGAAGUAACUAAGAGUAAUUGAUGCCUAAAGCCUAUUGCUACUGUAAUCUAAAAUAAACUCUUACUGAAGUAUGUUAAUUAUUAAAAGGUUUACAGAA